This is a messenger RNA of Urocitellus parryii (Arctic ground squirrel), 966 nucleotides long. The record is from RefSeq and is a predicted model, not a curated record. NCBI's taxonomy places the organism in Eukaryota, Metazoa, Chordata, Mammalia, Rodentia, Sciuridae.
AUGGGGCGGGCGCUGCUGGGUGCUGCGCUGCUGUUUGUGGGGGGCGCUCUCCUCUCCUCCGAGCACCCCUCGCUCCCCGGGAGGAACGGGCUCGGCCCCUUGCAGGGACAGGCCGCUGGUCCUGGGUGGGCCAGAGUGGCGCGCUGGCAGCAGUUGGACGAGGCCCAGAAGGAAGAGCCGGCAGCAAAGGGCAAUUGUGGAACAGCACCGCUUAGGGAUAUGUUGCAAGGGUCUCGGAUUGUAGGGGGCUCAGAUGCUCAAGAUGGUGCAUGGCCAUGGAUAGUUAGUCUACAGAUUCGAUAUGGACGUUUUCUUGCUCAUAUAUGUGCAGGAAGCCUAGUGAAAGACAGGUGGGUUCUCACAGCUGCCCACUGCACUAGAGACGCUAGAGAUCCUUUACAGUGGAGAGCUGUGAUGGGAACCAAUACAGUAAAUAUGAGUCAAGCAUACACCAAGAGGAUAAAAGUUAAAGCAAUCAGUAUUCAUCCAGACUUCAUUAUGGAAACUUACGAAAAUGAUAUUGCACUUUUUUAUUUAAAAAAACCUGUGAUGUUUAAUGACUAUAUACAGCCUAUUUGUCUACCUUUUGAUGUUUUCCAAAACCUGGACGAAAACACAAAGUGUUUUAUAAGUGGCUGGGGAAGAACAAAAGAAGAAGGUAAUUAUAGUCUGAAUUUUACUGAUAUAAAUCUUUCUGAUUACUGGUACAGGAGGGGUGACAGUGGUGGACCAUUAAUGUGCUACUUACCGGAACAUAAACAAUUUUUUGUGAUGGGAAUUACCAGUUAUGGACAUGGCUGUGGUCGAAAACAUUUUCCCGGUGUCUACAGUGGACCAUCCUUCUUCCAAAAGUGGCUAACAGAUCAUUUCUCCCAGGGAAGCACUAAAUGCAUAUUUGAUGUACAUAUUUUAAUUGGAGAGAUCCUCAUAGCUUUAGGUUCUAGCAUCUUACUAGCAACAAUAUAA